GGCGCGGGAGCCGCGCGGGCUGCAGAAGCCUCGGCGCGGCGGCGGCGGCGGCGGCGGCGGCGGCUCCCGGGCUGUGGUGCUCCCGGGCUCCCCGACUCCCGGAUUGCGGUGCUCCCGGGCUCCCCGGCUGCGGUGCUCUCCGACUCCCGCGCUCCCCCACUCGGAGCCUCUCGGCGGGCGGCAGCCCGAGCAGCAGCAGCCGCCGCCGCCGCCGCCGCAGCAGUAGCAGAGGCGGCGGCCGCCCCAGCCCAGCCCCGCGCCGCCGCGGAGCGCGGGCCCCGGAGCCGCCGCGGCGCCUCAAGUUCCCGCCAUGAGCGCCCGGCGCCCCCACGGCUCACUGCCGGCCCGGCGCCCCCGCCGCGCCCCGAGGCCCCGCCGCGCCUAACGCCGCCGCCGCCGCCGCCGCCGCCGCUCCAGCCGCCCCGGCCCCGCCGCGCCGCCCCGGCCGCCGUCGCCCGCAGCAUGUCUCGGAGGAAGAUCUCGUCCGAGUCCUUCAGCUCCCUGGGCUCCGACUACCUGGAGACCAGCCCCGAGGACGAGGGCGAGUGCCCCCUGGCCAGGCUCUACUGGAACGGCAGCCGCAGCCCGCCCGGAGCGCCCGAGCCGCGCGCGCCCGCCGCCCCGGCCCCGGCCCCGGCCCCGGCCGCGGCCCCGGUCCCGGCCGCGUCCGCCGCCGCCGCCGCCGCCGCCGCCACCGCCGGGGCCCGGAGGGUUCAGCGCCGCCGGCGGGUCAACCUGGACUCCCUGGGCGAGAGCAUCAGCCGCCUGACGGCACCCUCGCCUCAGACGAUACAACAGACUCUCAAGAGGACCUUGCAGUAUUAUGAACAUCAAGUUAUAGGUUAUAGAGACACAGAAAAGAAUUUCCACAACAUCUCUAACAGAUGCUCCUAUGGAGAUCAUUCCAACAAAGAAGAAAUUGAAGAUGUCUCAGGAAUUCUUCAGUGCACUGCUAAUAUACUCGGUUUGAAGUUUGAGGAGCUCCAAGAAAGGUUUGGAGAGGAAUUCUUCAACAUAUGCUUUGAUGAGAAUGAAAGAGUCCUUCGGGCUGUUGGUGGUACAUUGCAAGACUUCUUCAAUGGCUUUGACGCUUUGCUGGAACACAUUAGAACUUCUUUCGGGAAACAGGCCACCCUGGAGUCCCCCUCCUUCCUGUGCAAGGAGCUGCCUGGAGGUUCUCUGAUGCUCCACUACUUCCAUCCCCACCAGACCGUGGGCUUGGCCAUGCUGGGGAUGAUCAAGGCUGCUGGAAAGAAGAUCUACCGGCUGGACUUGGAAGUGGAGCAGGUCGCGAAUGAGAAAACGUGCUCUGACGGCGCAGACUUGGACAACUGCAGCUGCCUCACUUUCUCCAUCAAAGAAUGCGAGAACAGCAACAGCAGGAAGAACCUUGCCCCAGGGGCCUCACAGACGCCCGAGGACCUCAGGAUCAGCAUCAGCACCUUCUGCAGGGCCUUCCCGUUCCACCUGAUGUUUGACCCCAGCAUGGCCGUGCUGCAGCUGGGGGAAGGCCUGAGGAAGCAGCUCCGCUGCGACCCCCACAAGGUGCUCAAGUUCCAGGAUUGCUUCGAGAUCGUGUCUCCAAAGGUGAACGCCACCUUUGAAAGGGUCCUGCUGCGGCUGUCCACCCCUUUUGUGAUUCGGACCAAGCCCGAGGCCUCUGGCACUGAAAAUAAAGACAAGGUGAUGGAAGUCAAGGGACAGAUGAUCCAUGUCCCAGAAUCGGAUUGCAUCCUCUUCCUGGGCUCUCCGUGUGUGGACAAGUUGGAUGAACUCAUGGGGCGAGGGCUGCAUCUCUCGGACAUCCCUAUCCACGACGCCACUCGAGACGUCAUUCUGGUGGGUGAGCAGGCCAAGGCCCAGGAUGGCCUGAAGAAGAGGAUGGACAAGCUCAAGGCCACUCUAGAAAGAACCCACCAAGCCCUGGAAGAAGAGAAGAAGAAAACGGUGGAUCUCCUCUACUCCAUUUUCCCCGGCGACGUAGCCCAGCAACUGUGGCAGGGGCAGCAAGUCCAGGCCAGAAAGUUUGAUGACGUCACCAUGCUGUUCUCAGACAUCGUGGGCUUCACGGCCAUAUGUGCCCAGUGCACCCCCAUGCAGGUGAUCAGCAUGCUCAAUGAGCUCUACACCCGCUUCGACCACCAGUGUGGCUUUCUGGAUAUUUACAAGGUGGAAACAAUAGGUGAUGCUUACUGUGUGGCCGCAGGCCUGCACAGGAAAAGCCUUUGCCAUGCCAAGCCCAUUGCUCUGAUGGCCCUGAAGAUGAUGGAGCUCUCAGAAGAGGUGCUGACGCCAGAUGGCAGACCCAUUCAGAUGAGGAUCGGCAUUCACUCGGGCUCUGUGCUGGCCGGAGUUGUCGGGGUGAGGAUGCCUCGAUAUUGCCUCUUUGGAAACAACGUCACUCUGGCAAGCAAAUUCGAAUCAGGAAGUCAUCCUCGGCGCAUCAAUGUCAGCCCAACCACAUACCAAUUACUGAAACGGGAAGAAAGUUUCACGUUCAUUCCUCGGUCGCGCGAAGAGCUUCCAGACAACUUUCCAAAGGAAAUCCCCGGGAUCUGCUAUUUCCUGGAGCUCAGGACUGGGCCAAAGCCCCUGAAGCCUUCCCUUUCCUCCUCGAGAAUCAAAAAGGUUUCCUACAACAUCGGCACCAUGUUCCUCCGGGAGACCAGCCUCUGAGGCCCGCGGCCGGCCACAAAGACUCCUCCCAAAAGCACAAGCCCAAAUCUUGGGUCACGACGGCAAACGUGGAAAAAAGGUUUCGCCCCCGCUGCUUCUCGAGAAAAAGCAGUGGGGCUCCUGUGCUCUGCCAGGCAAUAAUCCCAGAACCAGGUGGGUGAGGACGCCAGCCGACUGGCAGGCAGGGGUCGGGCUGUGCCCUUCCACGAGUGCUGUGCUGUCUGUCCAUCUCCGUGCACUUCUGUUCCCGUCGCAACCCUCUCUCCAGGGAGACCAGC
Messenger RNA from Sorex fumeus (smoky shrew), 2954 nucleotides. It is a transcript of the gene GUCY1A2, whose product is annotated as guanylate cyclase 1 soluble subunit alpha 2. Gene Ontology annotation, cellular component: guanylate cyclase complex, soluble. The transcript is spliced from 8 exons. The coding region runs from base 463 to 2676 and encodes 737 amino acids. Gene Ontology annotation, biological process: response to oxygen levels; cGMP biosynthetic process. Gene Ontology annotation, molecular function: heme binding; guanylate cyclase activity. NCBI's taxonomy places the organism in Eukaryota, Metazoa, Chordata, Mammalia, Eulipotyphla, Soricidae. The record is from RefSeq and is a predicted model, not a curated record.